GAGGACCCGCUCGUGGUCGUGUACCACUACGCCUCGGGCGCGGGGCUCGCACUGCUGGCGGCGCCUGGCGGCGAGAGCGCGCGCGAGCCGGAGCUCCUCCGGCAGCUGGAAGACGGCGAGCACCAGUUCGGGCGCGGCGUGCAGGUCUUCAAGAAGGCGCCCGACGGCUGGCCCAGCAAGAAGAGGAUGCUGCUGGAGCUGAACUGGCCGAGGGUCGGCGAUCCCGACCGGCCCGACAUGGCGGACGAGGCGCGCGUCCUCGCGAGGGAGGGGGACUCCAGAGCGCCGCCGGACGAUCCGCAGAAUGCGAACGUUUGCGCGGCGAUCCUCAGGAAUCCCAGGGUGGCCCAGAAGGUAUACUGUGUGCCCGUGAUCGCGCCGAGUUCAAUGGUGUGGGACAUCUGGGAACGUCGACUGCCAGACCUGGUGGCAGCAGCCCCGCCAGGCUGCAACAGAUUUGGCGACCAGCAGUGGGACGGGCGCGAGCUGUACGUGCUCCGCGUGACUCCAGAGGGCCGCCAAGAGGCGUCGCUGCUGGGCUACGACGCCAAGAUCAGGGCCCUCGAGCGACGGCUGCAGCUGCUGCAGCAGGGGCACAGACAGCCGGACGAGUCGGCCCUGGCCUGCACCAGCUACCUGGCCAGGAUGUGGCAGGCCAUGGGGCGGCUCAGCGAGGCGGAGAAGCUGUUCCGGCGGACCCUGGAGGGCAGAGAGGCCCUCCACGGCCCCCGCGGCGCGCAGACGCUGGCGGCCAGGGCCGCGCUCGACGAGUGCCUCCGGGCGCAGGAGGGCCCGGCCGAGACGGAGCAGCGGCUCCGUGCCCUGGUGGCGGCGAAGGAGGCGGCGCUCGGGGAGCUGGACCUCGGCACCGUGGACGCCGUCGACGACCUCGCCGGCUUCCUCCUCCGGUCGGGGCGCUUCGGGGAGGCUGCGGGGUGCUUCAGGCGCGCGCUCGGGGCCCGGGAGCGGGCCCUCGGCCUCCUGGACCCCGCGGCCCUAGGGUGCGCCGCCCGGCUGGCGGAGGCGCUGUCCGGCAUGGGCGAGUACGACGAGGCGAGGCAGCUGCAGGAGCGGGUGUACGACGCGUGGGAGAGCAGGGAGGGCCCUGAGCACGAGUCCACGCUGAAGGCUUUGGAGGCGCUGGCCAACACGGCCCGCGUGAUGGGCGCGCUCACCAUGGCCGACCCCUUGCUGCGUCGUGCGAUGGAGUUCAGGAUUUGGACCGAUGGUGGGGCACACCCAGAGUCCAUACGCGCUAUGAGCUGCCUGGCCGACGUGUGGAAGUCGAUCGGGCACGGGCAGCUUGUUGUGAACAUGCGCCGGGAGAUUCUUGAGCUCAUGGGGAGGACUUUGGGGCCUGGCCACGCCGACACCGUGAAUGCUAUUGGCCGACUGGCCGACCAGCUGGCCGCGGUGGGCCAGCACCAGGAGGCGGAGCGGCUGUGCCGCGACGUCCUGAGCAGGGCCGGCGAGGAGAACGGGGCCACGCACCAGAUCACCCUCAGACACGCCAACAGUCUCGCCAACCUGCUCCACAUGAGCAACCGCCCUAGGGAGGCGGAGGAGCUCUACCGCGCCACCCUCCGCGACCGCGAGGCGGAGCUGGGCACGGAGCACGCGGAGGCGCUGCAGUCCGCCAGCGACCUGGCCAGCCUCCUCCGGACCACGGGCGCCCUCCCCGAGGGCGAGGAGCUGCACCGGCGGACGCUCGCCGCUCGGAGGGCGGCGCUGGGCCCCGCGCACGCGCGGACGCUGGAGUCCAAGAACAACCUGGGCGUCAUGCUCAGGAAUCUCGGACGCCUGGACGAGGCUGAGGCGCUGCACCGGGAGGUGUCGCAGGAGCGGGAGAAGGCGUGCGGCAGCUCCCAUCCAGCGACGCUGCAGUCCCUCAACAACCUGGCCGUGGCGCUGGGCAGCCUCGGGCGCUUCGCCGAGGCUGAGGGCAUAUACUGGCAGGUCUAUUUCUCCAUGGAGAUCUCUUUGGGGCGCACCCACCCGCAGACGCUCGCUGCCCUGAACAAUCUGGCGAACUGCCUGUGGAACGCUGGCCACCACUGGCAGGCGGAAGAGUUCCACCGCCGAGCACUGGAGGACCGCGAGUCCAUACUUGGCCCCACUCACCCCAGCACCCUGCAGUCCCUGAACAACCUGGCCAACAUCUGGCAGGCGCUGGGGCACCUCGAGGACGCGGAGACGCUGAGGCGGCGCGCCCUGGAGACCACGCGGCAGGAAAGGGGCGACGACCACCCCCUCGUGAUGACCUUCGCGGGCAGCCUGGCAGGGCUGCUCCACGCGGUGGGCCACCUCGAGGAGGCGGAACCCCUCCACCGCGAGGUGCUGCAGGCGAGGGCGGCGAGGUUGGGCAGCGAGCACCCUGACACCCUGCAGUCGAUGAACAACCUGGCGGUCCUGCUGAAGGCGACGGAGCGGUUCUCGGAGGCGGAGGACCUGCUCCUGAGCUCCUUGGACGGCCAGCAGCGGGCGCUGGGCCCCUCCGCCCGCGGGCGCCCCGUGUGCUCCCACCGCGCCUGGCCAGGGGCCGCCCUGGGCCCUCGGGGGCGGCGCGCACGUCGGGGGCGACGACCGCACCCUGCGGCCCUCCUCGCGGGCGCAUCUCACCACUCGCUUGUGUUUCUGGCCAGCCCGACAGGAGGCCAAUGCGCUUCGAAAGGCCGCCGCGGACGCCGCCUCCGGCAUUCGGGGGCACCACUUCUGACCCGUCGCCCAGGGCAGCCGCUACCUCCUUCCUUUCUCGCUCGUCUUUUCUCCCUUGGUGCUCGUCGUUCGCCCCCCUUCCCCUGGCCUGCCCACUCCCCCUGGCCCCAGAGCCCUUCACUGUCGUGGUGGUGGCCGCCGUUGGCCCCCUCUGGGCUUUCUCCCCGCUGGCUCUCGCGGGAGACCCCGCGCGCCAGCGUCGGCGCCGCGAGCGCAGCCCGGCUCUCUCGGUGUGGAGCGGACCGGCGCACGGCCAGUGUGGCCCGGAUCCCAAAGUGCUCCGCUUUUCCUUCGUCCGAGGCGGGGGCUUCUCUUCGGGCGCGACAUCUGUGCACGGGGCGUUGCCAAAAAGGCGCGCCGCGAAGAGGCUCAAACCCUCGGACGAGCAAGGCGUCCAGAUCUCCGACGAUGUGUGUUUUUUUCCAUUCGGAACUCACAUCGGCAGAUGUCCGGGCCCCUCCGCCAAGCAAGGGGCGCCGCAUCGUAGACCUGAGGCUCCAACGUCGUGAUGCAGGCCUCGGGAGA
This is a messenger RNA of Prorocentrum cordatum, 3240 nucleotides long. The record is from the annotation of a GenBank genome assembly. Lineage: Eukaryota; Dinophyceae; Prorocentrales; Prorocentraceae.